AUGGUUUCCAUCACGCGCGCCGCGCUCGCCGCGAGCAUCGCCGCGACGGCCGUCGCCCUGGCGCCGCAGCCUCGCGUCGUCGUCACGGGCCUCGGCGCCGUGACGGGCAUCGGCAACACCUACGAGGCCAUGUGGAGCUCGCUCCUCGAGGGCGCGACGGGCAUCGCCAAGGUGUCGUGCUUCGAGGACGUGGAGCGCUUCGGGAGCCACGUGGGCUGCGAGGUGCGCGACUUCGAGGGCAAGGAGUGGUUCGCGAGCCCGAAGAGCGCGAACAGCAACGACCGCUACACGCACCUCGCGAUGGCGGCCGCGCGCCAGGCCGUCGAGGACGCGGACCUGCACAUCGACGAGAGCGAGGGCGGCGCGACGCACCCGGAGCGCGUCGGCGUCAUGAUCGGCAGCGCCUUCGGCGGCAUCGGCACCGUCGAAUCCGAGAUUGCGCGCAUGGAGAAGCGCGGCCCGCGCAAGGUGUCGCCCUUCGCGAUCCCGGCGCUCCUCGGGAACACGGCGUCGGGCGUCGUGGCCAUCGAGCUCAACGCCCGGGGCCCGAACUUUGGCGUCGUGUCCGCGUGCGCCGACGUUGCAUCAUGCUUCAGGCACGCGAUCGGCGAGGCGAUGCUCGCGAUCCAGCGCGGCGACUGCGACGCGGUCGUCUGCGGCGGCUCCGAGGCGGCCAUGACGCCCCUCAUGUACGGCGGCUUCGGCGCCAUGAAGGCCAUGUGCACCAAGUACAACGACGACCCGGAGAAGGCGAGCCGGCCCUUCGACGCGGACCGCGCGGGCUUCGUCAUGGGCGAGGGCGCGGGCGUCGUCGUCAUCGAGUCCCUGGAACAUGCCGAAGCGAGAGGGGCCAAGCCCUACUGCGAGCUCGCGGGCUACGGCGCGACCUGCGACGCGCACCACAUCACGACGCCCGCGCCCGGCGGCGCGGGCCUCGCCAAGUGCCUCGAGAGCGCGCUCCGCUACGCGGGCGUGGCGCCCUCCGAGGUGGACUACGUCAACGCCCACGGCACGUCGACGGCCUACAACGACAAGUUCGAGACCAUGGCCCUCAAGACCGUCUUCGGCGACCACGCGCCGCAGCUGCUCGUGUCGUCGACGAAGGGCGCGACGGGCCACACGAUGGGCGCCGCGGGCGGCAUCGAGGCCGUCAUCGCCGCCCUCGCCGUCGCCAAGGACACGGCGCCGCCGACCAUCAACCUCGAGACGCCGGACCCGGACUGCGACCUCAACUACGUCGCCGCGGGCGCGGAGAAGGCCACGGUCAACGUCGCCGUCACCGAGAACCUCGGCUUCGGCGGCCACAACGGCGCCCUCGUCAUGAAGAAGCUUUGA
Molecule: messenger RNA, 1335 nt
Organism: Aureococcus anophagefferens
Lineage: Eukaryota; Pelagophyceae; Pelagomonadales; Pelagomonadaceae
Exons: 2
Coding region: 1-1335 (444 amino acids)
Biological process (GO): fatty acid biosynthetic process
Molecular function (GO): 3-oxoacyl-[acyl-carrier-protein] synthase activity
Source: RefSeq, a predicted model, not a curated record